AUGGCGGAUAUCAAACUUCUCCUGACCGGAGCCACAGGUUACAUUGGUGGAUCUAUAUUAACCCAGCUGCUGCAGUCUGAGCUUCCCAUUAUCAAGCGCAUCAAAGUCACUGCCGUCGUGAGACAAGAGAGUCAAGCUGCUUUACUCCGUGAGCAUGGCGUCAAUGCCAUCGUUUUUAGCGGCCUCGAAGAUACCGAGCUGCUCCAACAAUUGGCUAGCGAGCAUGACAUGGUGAUAAACACCGCGUCAACCUUCCACCCAGCUUCGGCUAAAGCCAUGAUUCUAGGUCUUGCUGCACGCAAGAAGCAGACCACGCAAGCUGUGCACUUCAUCCACACCUCUGGCACAGGUAGCAUCGCGGAUCUCCCGUUGUCAUCUACGUACCUUGAUAAUCGCAAACACUCCGACAAGGAUGACACAUAUUCGUACCUGAAGAAGCGGGAGGAGGAGGGGCCUUUCCCUCAACGGAGCACAGAUAUGUUGGUCGUUGACACCGGUCUCCAGGCGGAUGUCAAGACUUACACCCUGAUGUCCCCGACCAUCUUUGGUGUAGGCACUGGUCACUUCAACAAGCUGUCCAUCCAAGUCCCAUUCUUCAUGCGCGCGGCAGUCGAAGCCAAACACGCGCAAGUUAUUGGCGAGGGCGCCUCCAUCUGGAGCGAUAUCCACAUCGAUAAUUUGUCGGACUUCUAUGAAUUCCUUAUCUCGAAGAUCUUAAGUGAUGAAGAUGUUCCCCACGGAAAGAAGGGUAUCUACUUUACCGAGACAGGCGAGCACACCUGGAUGGAAGUAUCCAAGGCCGUCGCGAAGGCUGGCCUCAAGCUAGGCGCCUUGCCAACUGAAGAGGUCGAGAAGUUGUCACUUGAACAGGCUGCUGAGAAAUGGGUUGGGGGUAACUUGAUGUUCACCGAGUUGGGAUUCGCUUCAAACUCGAGGUCACAGGCCGAUCUGGCUAAGGAACUUGGUUGGACUCCCAAGGUUGGUCUCUUGAAUCUGGAACAUGCUUGUCUGGAGGAGUUCAGGGCCGUGAUGAGCGAAACCCAAAAAGAUGAUAAGUUGCUUACCAAGGCCAACGUCGCUAAGAAGGUGAGCGAGGGCAAAUCUGACUAA
Molecule: messenger RNA, 1110 nt
Organism: Penicillium soppii
Lineage: Eukaryota; Fungi; Ascomycota; Eurotiomycetes; Eurotiales; Aspergillaceae
Exons: 5
Coding region: 1-1110 (369 amino acids)
Source: RefSeq, a predicted model, not a curated record